This is a messenger RNA of Physella acuta, 3125 nucleotides long. RefSeq names its product charged multivesicular body protein 3. NCBI's taxonomy places the organism in Eukaryota, Metazoa, Mollusca, Gastropoda, Physidae. Gene Ontology annotation, biological process: vacuolar transport. The record is from RefSeq and is a predicted model, not a curated record.
AGUUUACAUUUUUUUAUUAUCAACAAAUCGAUUACUAAGAGUUUAUUUUGUCUGAGUAAUCCUUUUUUAAUUAUUUUAAUCCUACAUCACAUACAAUUAUUUAAAAUGGGAUUAUUUGGAAAAUCGCAUCAACCAGAUCCCAAGGAAUUAGUAAAUCAGUGGACCUCCAAGAUAAGAAAAGAGGGAUACAACAUUGAGAGACAGGUCAAAGCAAUUCAAAGAGAAGAAGAGAAAACCAAACGCAUGAUUAAGGAGGCUGCAAAGAAAGGUGAUAGAGACUCAUGUAGAAUGCUUGCUAAAGAAAUUGUGAAGGCUGACAAGCAGAUCAAUAAGCUGUAUGCUUCAAAAGCUCAUUUGAAUUCAGUGCAAAUGAGUAUGAAACAUCAGCUAGCUACCCUCAGAAUGGCUGGUGCUUUAGCUAAAAGUACAGAGGUGAUGAAAAGUAUGCAGCAGCUGAUUAAAGUACCUGAGAUUCAAGCCACAAUGAGAGAGUUAUCAAAGGAAAUGAUGAAGGCUGGUAUAAUUGAAGAAAUGAUGGACGAUACAAUGGAGGCGCUUGAUGAUGAAGACCUCGAUGAGGAGGCUGAUGAGGAAGUUGACAGGGUAUUAUAUGAAAUAACUGCUGGUGAGCUGGGUAAAGCCCCCGCUGCCGUUGAAGAUUCGCUGCCAGAAACAGAAGGUGCUAGAGCUGCUCCGUCACGAGCUGGACCAUCACGGGUUGCUGCUGCUGCUGUUGCGCUGGAAGAGGAUGAUGAUGAUGAAGACAUGGAUGAUAUGAAAGCCAGACUAGAGGCUCUUAGAAGCUGAUGGUUGAAGAAGUUUGGAAUGGUUAAAAAAACAUCACACAUCUUUUUAAUAUAAAAAGUAAAAAAAAAAUGUAAACCACUGUUUAUAGUUUGUCAGUUCUGAUCACUACAGCAUUACAUUACCUUAAACUCAUCAUUACUAGAAAGAAAUAUAAGCACUUGAACACUUCAAAUUUUAAAGUUUAUUAUUGGUUUAAACUAAUGUUUUCUUAGUAAUUACUGCCAUACUUUAAUCAUUAUAUACAUAUCUUGUUAUCAUACCUAAAAUAAACCUUGGUUGCAGAACAUUUUCAAUACAUUUCUAACAAUAAUAUAUAUAAAUAGAAAUUAAAAUAAGAAUCCUCAAAUAUUUUGUUUUGUUUAAUGAAUGAUGUACUUAAUAUUUAUUUUUGAAAUUUAUUCAUUCCAAUUAAAUUUCAAUACCACGUUUUCUUUUUUAAAAUUAAAUUGAAGAAAUGAAUUACGAUAGACAUAUUGACUUUAUUACAAAUUCAGUAUAUCGAUAAAAAAAAAGAUUUAUAAACUUUUAAAAGCAAAAUAAAUGACAGAUGCUGACAAGAUUUAUUUUUAAACUAUGUUUCAUAAACAUGUCAUAUUUGAUAUAAUUACUCUAAUGAAUUGUAAAUACAAUUAAUUUUGUUCUACAAAAAUAUGAUUUUAGUGGAAAAUAAAAAAAAUUACUGGUAUGUGUCAUAAAAUAUUGAUUUUUUUAAAAAUUAAUUAUUACUUUCAUUUUAAUUUCAUGCUUUUUGUGUAACUCAUUCCUAAGAAAUUAAGUAGUUAUCCAUUUUGUUAUAUCCAUUUACCUUUAUGUUGGGCUGUUAUGGUCUCAAGUUGUAUAUUUCUAUAUAUGUGGUGGAAUCUACAAUGAAUUUUUAGUACAUUCUACUGUCAUUGCUUAAUCCCAAUAGUUUAAAUGUCCGGCCAUUACCUUUUGUGAGAGACAUUAUGUAUCAUCAGCUGUGGUCAGACAUGAUGUACACAUCAGCUGUGGUCAGACAUGAUGUACACAUCAGCUGUGGUCAGACAUGAUGUGCACAUCAGCUGUGGUCAGACAUGAUGUACACAUCAGCUGUGGUCAGACAUGAUGUGCACAUCAGCUGUGGUCAGACAUGUACACAUCAGCUGUGGUCAGACAUGAUGUGCACAUCAGCUGUGGUCAGACAUGUACACAUCAGCUGUGGUCAGACAUGAUGUACACAUCAGCUGUGGUCAGACAUGAUGUGCACAUCAGCUGUGGUCAGACACGUACACAUCAGCUGUGGUCAGACAUGAUGUGCACAUCAGCUGUGGUCAGACAUGAUGUACACAUCAGCUGUGGUCAGACAUGUACACAUCAGCUGUGGUCAGACAUGUACACAUCAGCUGUGGUCAGACAUGAUGUACACUUUGGUGAAAAACGAGGUUUGGGCUGUAGACAAAAUGAGUCUUGUUAUUCAAGAUGUUGUAGCCAACAAUUUCUUGGCAUGGUAGGUCUACACCGCUAUUUAUUUCCAGUUACUAAAUUUACGGAAUGGGUUCUUGAUUAAAAUUCUUCUGUAAAUAUUCAAGCAGAAAAAAAACAGUAGGGCUUGAUUUGGUGACUGAAUCUUCAUAUAAAAAUGUGCCACUAUUGAAAAUGACACAUUUUUGUUUAUAUUUCUUUACUGCUCACAAAAUUAGUUUAUUAGUUUUGUGAAAUAAUUUUUUUUUGUUUUAACAUCAACUUACUUCAUUUAUCACUAUCAUUUUGUUCAACUACUAUUGUUUUUUUUUUAAAUUACAGUACCAUUGAAAUACUGUUGAGAUAGUUAAAAGAUAAGGGAGCUUAAUCUGUCUGAACAAAUCUUUGUUUUUCUGAUUCAAUUACACCAAAUUUAAAUUGUGCCUAGCAGUGUUGAAAAAUAUUGAAGUGCCAUGAGAAUUUCAAUCACAAAAUUUUAUGUUGUAUGAAAAACCAAAUCAAAUUUUUUUGAAGAUUUGUGCCUAAACAUAUUGGGUUAAACAAACUGGCUUAUGUUUUAAAUACUAUAUCUUAUUUAUUAAAGACAAAAGUAGACAAACAUUUGAACCAUUGUAUUUUAUGCUUGAAUUGUUUUAUAAGUGUAAAUUGAAUUUAAAUGUGGUUUUUUAAUGGUAGUAAAAAAAUUAUAUCAUGUUGUUGCUGACAUUGUGAAAAGUAUUUGAAUGAUGAUUUCUGAAAUGGUGGAAAUAUAUUUUUUUUCUAAAGUGUAUUCAUUUAAUGAUGGGGAUAGAAAAAAAAAGAACAAUUUAUUUAUAUCAUUGUAGUUGAGUAUUUUGAGUUUAAAAAAGUGAAUAAAAAUGUUUUUAAAAAUGUAA